ACUCUCAGAUUCUUGGGGGUGGCUGGUGGGGGUAGUACCCGAAAAAAAAAAACAUUCAAGAAAACAAAAAAGAAAAUCUUGUAACCAAAAGAAAAAAAAUAUUUUGUCUGAAAAAAAAAUUGUCUGAAAUGAGACAUCAAAGAUGGUCGAAGAGAUAAUCUGAGAUCAUCCUGUAAAAGGGCAGUAAUUUGAAAAACCAAAAAAAAAAAUUGUUAGCAUUCUUGAUUCUUGAAACAAAUUUAUUGAGUUUUUUUAAUAUAAAACGGUCCAAUUUUAAUUUUAAUUGCUGCCUUUUUUAAGUCUCUACCUAUCCAUCACCAUUCACCGCCCCACGUAUUUACUUUUUCUUCAAGAAUUGAUACCUAACAGCUUCUCUACACCAGAGUUUUAUGCUGGAAUUUGUAUUGUGGAGGUAUAUAGAGGGAAGAUAAUAAUAGCCUGCUGAGACAGGUUAUGUACAUUUUGGAGGAAGGGGUUUAGAGAUAAUUUAAUAAAAAGAUGAGGGACCAUGAUCGUUGUCGAAUGCGGAUAAUUUGCAUUUCUUUGUCAUACUAUAGUUUUUGUAUAGUUAAUUUGUGAAUCAAAGCUACCUCCACUACCUUAUUUGGUUCAUCAAGCAAUGGGGGCUAGAUGGAAUUCUAAUGGAUUUCAAUUCUUCUGUUUCUUGGUUUUGAUUCUCGGGCUUAAAAUAAAGGGCUCAUGGUCUCUUAACGAUGAGGGUUUUAUUUUGUUGAAAUUUCGUGCAAGAGUGAGUUCGGAUCCUUUUGGUGUUUUUGGUAAUUGGAAUUUUGAUGACACCGAUCCUUGCUUGUGGUGCGGUGUACACUGUGUGGCUGGUGUAGUUGAAAAAUUGGAUCUGAGUGGUCAUUCAUUGGAAGGGACAUUGCCUCCCGAUCUUGGCAAACUUAUUAACUUGAAAUCUCUAAUUCUCAAUAAAAACCGUUUCUAUGGUGAUAUUCCUAAAGAGAUCGGAGGACUUGGAAAGCUGGAGGUACUGGAUUUGAGGGAUAAUAACUUCAGUGGAAUAAUUCCAGCAGAAUUAGGAAGGCUUCCGUCACUAAAAUGCUUAUUGCUUUGUGACAACGAAUUUGAACGCAGCAGUAUUCUGGAUAUUGGGAGGCUUAGAUUUUUGUCUGGAUUGCAGUUUGAUAAAAACCUCGCAUGUUCUUCACUUCCUGGAGUUGACCGUAUGAAUAGGAAGGCCGACAACGGUUUGUGGCAGAGCCCUUUAAAACACCUAAAUGAGGCUUACUCAUUGAUUUCUCCGAUUAAAGAAGCUGUUACGCGUUAUGUCAAUGCCUUGCAACUACAACCGUUUAAGCUUGGAGAGGCAAGUCUGCAUGAAUGUGAUGACAAUUUGUGCAAUAAACUAGCUGGUUCCUCAAGGCUACAAAUGGUCCAAAAUGUUGAGAUCCUUGUCGGUUCUGCACGCCGUAGGCUAUUUGAUCUGUCGAGUAACCUCCCAGCCGCCCCUUCCGGUGGUGGCUCCCCCUCUCAACAGAUUAUUGCUUUACCAACUACUCGAAGUAGUGGGAGUUUUCCAGCUAUACCAAAUGCAAAGAUGAAUCCACCACUUCCACCUGUGCCAAUGGCUCCACCUCCUGAGCCUUCAUCAAAAGGUUUUCAAAGUGAUUCUGAUGUAAAGCCAGCUAUUAAGCAAUCUCCACAAAGUGGAACUUCACAUAUAUGGAUAUUUUUCUUGGUUGUUCCCAUUGUUCUUGCCCUGGUCAUUAUCUCUUUGGGCCUGGUAAUAAUUUUCCGUAAACGUGGAGUCACAACAAUAGGUCCUUGGAAGACUGGACUGAGUGGACAGCUGCAGAAAGCAUUUGUUACAGGGGUUCCUAAGCUAAAUCGAGCAGAGCUGGAAACGGCCUGUGAGGAUUUCAGCAAUAUAAUUGACACACAUGAAGGCUGCACUAUGUACAAAGGAACUUUAUCCAGUGGAGUCGAGAUUGCUGUUGCGUCAACUUUAGUCGCAUCUUCCAAAGAUUGGUCAAAGAAUGCAGAGAUGUCAUACCGGAAAAAGAUUGAUACACUAUCUCGGAUUAACCAUAAGAACUUUGUCAAUCUAAUCGGCUUCUGUGAGGAGAAUGAACCUUUCAAUCGAAUGAUGGUGUUUGAAUAUGCUCCUAAUGGAACCCUCUUCGAGCAUUUGCAUAUUAAAGAAAUGGAGCAUCUUGACUGGAAUGCAAGAAUGAGGAUCGUCAUGGGCACUGCUUAUUGCUUGCAAUACAUGCACCAUGAUUUGAACCCGCCAGUCGCACAUUCUAACUUGAAUUCACAUUACAUUUAUCUAACGGAUGACUACGCCUCUAAGAUUGCAGAAGUUUGUUUCUUGCCGCAAUAUGUUAGAAAGUCGAAAAUUUCAGGGGAUAGUGAGUCAGAACAUUCUGAGUUGCCUCCGCUGGCUGAUCCAGAAACAAAUGUGUACAGUUACGGGAUUCUGUUGCUAGAAAUCAUUUCCGGAAAGCUUCCAUAUUCGAAAGAACAAGGGCCUCUCGAGAAAUGGGCUGCCGAAUAUUUGAAUGACAAGCGAAGUAUCAGCUACAUGAUCGAUCCAACCCUCAAGGCUUUCAAAAACAACGAGCUCGACGUAAUCUGCGAGGUUAUCCAAGAGUGUAUACAACCGGACCCAAGACAAAGACCAACUAUGAGGGAUAUCACGUCCAAAUUGAGGGAAAUGAUCGCUAUCUCACCGGAUCAAGCAACUCCAAGACUCUCUCCGCUAUGGUGGGCUGAGCUUGAGAUAUUAUCGGUGGAGGCGACGUAAUGCCGAGUUUCUUCAUUCUUGGUAUUGUAAGUCUAAGUCUCUCUCUCUCUCUCACACUGCUUCAUGCCAGAGUCUAAAAGUAGCUUUUUGAUUGGUGAUUCUCACCAAAUUACUAAAUACGCGGCUUUUUUUUGCAUCCCUGUUUAAUAUUUGUACUGUAAUUUCAUUGUAAUUCAAAUUUUUCUUUGAUGAGAGUGUAAUAUAUUUGUGUUUGUUGAUGGAUGCAAAAUAUAUAUGUAUUGUGUGAUUGAAAGUGUAAUAUUGUGGUGCAAGGAAAACUAACAUAGCACACAAGGAUGUUAUAUUAAUUAUGAGCCUUACUUAUACAUAUGUAUAUAAUUUUAGGCUGUUAGUUUCUCA
Mercurialis annua (annual mercury) is the source of this 3130-nucleotide messenger RNA. Its product is annotated as protein MALE DISCOVERER 2-like. The record is from RefSeq and is a predicted model, not a curated record. NCBI's taxonomy places the organism in Eukaryota, Viridiplantae, Streptophyta, Magnoliopsida, Malpighiales, Euphorbiaceae. Bases 620 to 2770 code for a protein of 716 amino acids. Gene Ontology annotation, biological process: protein phosphorylation. The transcript is spliced from 15 exons. Gene Ontology annotation, molecular function: protein kinase activity; ATP binding; protein binding.